GAAACAUAAAAAACCAGCGAGAAAAAGAGAAGAGAAAGAAAUAAAUGGAUGGCGGUAUGAACCAUGGGGGUAUGCAAAUGAAUCAAACAAUGGGUAUGAGCAAGAAGAAGAUGAUGAUGCAUAUGUCAUUUUAUUGGGGUGAUAGCGCAACAGUUUUAUUCCAUCAUUGGCCAGGGGAUAGUACUGGUAUGUACAUCUUGUCUUUGAUUUUGGUGUUUGUAUUGUCUGUGUUUGUAGAAUGGCUUGGUGUUUCUGAUUCUAAUCAUGUUGCUGCUGGAAUUGUAAGGAGUAUAGUGCAUACAGUUAGGGUUGGGUUAGCUUACUUGGUUAUGCUUGCUGUUAUGUCUUUUAAUGGCGGUAUUUUCAUUGUUGCUGUUCUUGGACAUGGUUUAGGGUAUUUUGUAUUUGGGACACAGGUUUUUAUGAAGACUGAUAAGAACAAAACUCUUCCUGAUUUGGGUUGUUAGAUGAAUUGGGGAUCAUUGGG
Messenger RNA from Papaver somniferum (opium poppy), 487 nucleotides. Its product is annotated as copper transporter 1-like. The transcript is spliced from 2 exons. The record is from RefSeq and is a predicted model, not a curated record. Lineage: Eukaryota; Viridiplantae; Streptophyta; Magnoliopsida; Ranunculales; Papaveraceae. Gene Ontology annotation, molecular function: copper ion transmembrane transporter activity. Gene Ontology annotation, cellular component: plasma membrane. Gene Ontology annotation, biological process: intracellular copper ion homeostasis; copper ion transmembrane transport. Bases 45 to 467 code for a protein of 140 amino acids.